This is a messenger RNA of Glycine soja, 615 nucleotides long. RefSeq lists its product as uncharacterized. Lineage: Eukaryota; Viridiplantae; Streptophyta; Magnoliopsida; Fabales; Fabaceae. Gene Ontology annotation, biological process: regulation of circadian rhythm; response to cold. The transcript is spliced from 3 exons. Bases 105 to 500 code for a protein of 131 amino acids. The record is from RefSeq and is a predicted model, not a curated record.
AUAUUCCCCACACUCGAUCCUUUAACUUAACUCAGUGAAUCCUCUCUUCUCAUUUCCUAGGAAUCCCCUAAGCCACCGCAGCAUCGGUUCCUCCACCCACCGCGAUGGCGCACGUGCCGGCGAGCGAAGCGACGGCGUUCUGGACGGACGAGAAGCACGUGCACUUCCUAAACUCCAUGGAAGCCUCCUUCGUCCGCACAAUGCUCCAAAACGAAGGCAACUCAAACUCCUCCACCACGCGCUACUCUCUGCGCCUCGACCGUUAUCUCCCCGACACAUCCGAAUCCACCUUGGAUUUGAAACCAAACUCUCGCUGCCACCGCACCGUAAAGCACCAUGCACCCUCAGAUUCAAUGGGUCCAACAACCAGAAGAACAAGGAUCAGGACGAGAUCAUCUCAGCCCUGCAAUUCGUCAGAGGACCAGGUGGUCCCACAAGUAGAAAGAGAAGGUGCAGCAGCAGCAUGCAAUAGUGACGAUCAUAAAAGAGCAGAAAAUUAAUGUUUAGUGUACCUUUUCCACCAACCUCCCUACCCCUCUUUCAUUUUUAUUCUGGUCGUUUGUUUAAUUUUUACCAUUUAUUUAUUUCACCUCUGUAUUUUUUUUUUCUUUCCUA